Trifolium pratense (red clover) is the source of this 864-nucleotide messenger RNA. RefSeq names its product ethylene-responsive transcription factor WIN1-like. Gene Ontology annotation, biological process: regulation of DNA-templated transcription. Lineage: Eukaryota; Viridiplantae; Streptophyta; Magnoliopsida; Fabales; Fabaceae. Gene Ontology annotation, molecular function: DNA-binding transcription factor activity; DNA binding. The transcript is spliced from 2 exons. The coding region runs from base 5 to 721 and encodes 238 amino acids. The record is from RefSeq and is a predicted model, not a curated record.
UUUUAUGUAUAUAUUGUACAUUCUAUAUCUCUUGCUCUGCUCUGCACAACUACUACGUUUUACCAACAUGGUUCAAUCGAAGAAGUUCAGAGGUGUCAGGCAGCGUCAUUGGGGUUCUUGGGUUUCUGAAAUAAGACACCCACUUUUGAAGAGAAGGGUGUGGCUAGGAACAUUUGAAACAGCAGAGGAAGCAGCAAGAGCUUAUGAUCAAGCAGCAAUAUUAAUGAGUGGUAGAAAUGCCAAAACAAAUUUCCCAAUAACACAAACUCCUGAGGGUGAUCCAAAAAGCAGUACUAGCACUGAUCAUGACAAACCUUCAACUUCGUCAAAAGAUCUAGAAGAAAUCUUACACGCUAAGCUUCGAAAAUGUGGCAAAUUACCAUCUCCUUCAAUGACUUGUUUAAGGCUUGACACAGAAAACUCUCACAUUGGUGUGUGGCAAAAACGUGCUGGCAAGUGUUCUGAUUCAAAUUGGGUUAUGACUGUUCCACUUGGAAAAAAGAAGAGUGUAACCGAAGAUAGUAGCGGUAGUAGCAGUAGUAGUGUUGUGCCAUCAUCGGUGGUGGCAACGGAGGAGGAGAUUGUGCGAGGAGAGAUUGAUGAAGAAGAUAGAAUUGCACUUCAAAUGAUAGAGGAACUUCUUAAUGACAAGAACUGUCCUAGUCCAUCAAUUAACAAUACUAAACAAGGAGAUGAUAUUGAUAACACUUUUUUUCUUUAAAAUGUAUGUUAUUUUUCUAUCUAUAUUAUGGUAUUCACUUGUUGAUUAAUUUAAUAUAUAUAUUUUUUUUUUAUCAAGGUCAUUAUUUCGGAGAAAAAAUAAGUUUGUAGACUACUUCUACAUGUAACAUGUGGGAAUUUCCA